AUGGCUUGCCAACAGGAAAGGAAUGUAGGUGAAACGGUCGCCAUAGAAGAAGAGGAAAAUACUGGACCAAUUCCUAUUCAAAAACUCGAGGGUUCAGGUAUAUCAGCAGCGGAUGUCAAAAAGUUACAGGAAGCGGGAUUUUAUUCCGUGGAAAGUAUUCAGUUCGUCCCAAAAAAGGCUUUGCUUAACAUUAAGGGCAUUAGUGAAAUGAAAGCUGAUAAAAUUUUGGACGCGGCUAAGAAACUUGUUCCAUUUGGUUUCACAACUGCUACCGAAUUUCAUCAAAAGAGAUCUGAAAUCAUUCAACUUACAACUGGUUCUAAGGAACUAGAUAAGCUUCUACAGGGUGGCAUUGAGACUGGUUCAAUUACCGAACUUUUUGGAGAGUUUCGUACAGGAAAAACCCAAAUUUGUCAUACUCUUGCUGUCACAUGCCAACUUCCUGUUGAUAUGGGAGGAGGUGAAGGCAAGUGUCUUUAUAUAGAUACGGAAGGUACUUUUCGUCCUGAGCGCUUGCUUGCUGUCGCCGAGAGGUAUGGGUUGUCGGGCAGUGAUGUUCUUGACAAUGUUGCCUAUGCUCGUGCUUAUAAUACCGAUCACCAAAUGGAGCUCCUUGUUAACGCCGCUGCCAUGAUGAGCGAGUCUAGGUAUGCGCUACUUAUCGUGGAUAGCGCUACUGCCCUCUAUCGAACCGAUUAUUCUGGUCGAGGUGAACUUUCGGCCCGUCAGAUGCAUCUCGCCCGUUUUCUUCGAACCCUCCUUCGCCUUGCGGAUGAAUUCGGCGUUGCUGUUGUUAUUACUAAUCAAGUUGUAGCUCAAGUAGAUGGUGCAGCAAUGUUUUCGGCCGAUCCUAAAAAACCCAUUGGUGGUAAUAUCAUGGGUCACGCGUCGACCACCAGGCUUUAUCUCCGUAAGGGCCGUGGUGAUACUCGAGUUUGCAAGAUUUAUGACAGUCCUUGUUUACCAGAAGCUGAAGCAAUGUACGCAAUUUUGCCUGAUGGAAUUGGUGAUGCAAAGGAUUAA
Rodentolepis nana is the source of this 1023-nucleotide messenger RNA. The record is from the annotation of a GenBank genome assembly. NCBI's taxonomy places the organism in Eukaryota, Metazoa, Platyhelminthes, Cestoda, Cyclophyllidea, Hymenolepididae.